AGAAAAACAGUGGACUGUGUGCAGCGACUUCACGGGAGACCGUUUGCAGUCAAAUUGAGGAGCUUGUGUUAGAAAUGUCGAUUUACAGGAAUGCCGUUUGGUUUGUAAAAGGUCUCCAGGAGUACACAAAGAGCGGCUAUGAAGCUGCAGCGAAGCAUUUUGCUCCAGCAGACCUGGAUGUGAACCUGAGUGGGAGGUCCUUCAUCAUAACAGGUGCCAACAGUGGGAUAGGGAAAGCCACAGCGCAGGAGAUCGCCAACAGAGGAGGAACCGUUCACAUGGUCUGUCGAAGCAAGGGGCGAGCAGAGGCAGCCAAAGGUGAAAUUGUGGAACAGAGUAAAAAUCAGAAUGUUCACGUCCACAUCGUCGACAUGUCCAGCGCGAGACAGGUGUGGGAGUUUGCCCAGAACUUCUCCCAAAACAACACUGUGCAUGUGCUGAUUAACAAUGCAGGCUGUAUGGUGAACCAGAGAGAGUUAACUGAGGAGGGUUUGGAGAAGAACUUUGCCACUAACACGCUCGGUACUUACAUCCUCACCACAGCACUGAUACCUGCACUGAAGAAGGUUGAAGACCCAAGAGUGGUCACAGUGUCGUCAGGCGGCAUGCUCACACAGAAGCUGAACGUGGACGACCUCCAGUUUGAGAAGGGGGCGUUCGAUGGCACCAUGGCCUACGCUCAGAACAAAAGACAGCAGGUGAUUCUGACAGAGAGAUGGGCCUCCCAGCACAAAGAGAUCCACUUCUCCUCCAUGCACCCUGGCUGGGCAGACACACCAGCUGUCCAGACGUCCAUGCCAUCAUUCCACGCUAAGAUGCAGUCCAAACUAAGGACAGAGGCCAUGGGGGCCGACACCGCGGUGUGGCUCGCUGUGUCUCCAUCCGCCAUAAUGCAGCCGAGCGGACUCUUCUUCCAGGAUCGUAAAGCGGUGGGGACCCACCUGCCGCUGGCCUCCUCCAGGUCCACACCACAGGACGAGGAGAGGCUGCUGACUGCGCUGGAGGAGUUCGCCCUCAAGUUCAAACCAUAAUGUCUCUGUAAAUGCACUCGUCUAAAACCAGGCACUCCUCAAUAAUGCUCAAAGUUUACAUAAUCCUGCUUUUUUACGUUUUUCAGAUACUUGAAAAAACUAAAAAAAAAACUCUCAAACUGUAGUGAGUUUGUUUUUAGACAAGAACAAUCUUGUAUAGUUGUUGAGACUUUCAUCCACUACAAAACUAGACUCAAGGAAAUCCAAAUUAUAAAUACACUUACUAUGAAAUGUUGACUACUGUAGUCAUCAAGUCUAUGGGAAGGAAUAUAUCACCGGUGCUUUAAUGUAAAAUUAACCAAAAUGCAAAUUGUAUCUGAAUUAAACUUUUUUUUUUUUUUUUCUCGUCUGUCCAUGUGCGUCAUGUCUGGGGAGUAGAUAUGUAACACUCAUGGGGAGAUGGUAGGAGACAGAGUGUAGCCAAGAUUCUGCGUUAGCCUGGUGAGCUCACAAGCAGUAAUAGAUUAAAUGAAGCCACAGGUCAGGUUUGGGUCUUAAAUUUGGAAGUCGUCACUGAGUUCAGGAAGGUCUUAAAAUAUAUACUGUAGUACAGGCCAGGUCCCGGUCCAUCUAGAACCCUGCCACCGCUGUGUUUAAAGCCAUAUUGAGACAUUUUCCUCUUUUAUUUUACUUCACAGUAAUGUUAAUACUGGAUUAAUGAUGAUCAAUAAUGCUUUUUUGGGUCUCUAAAGCACUGACAGAGACACAAAAGUGAGCCUUAAUAUUAUUCACUAAAGGGCCAAAUCAUUUGCACUUAAAAUGGAAAUACUUUUAUGUUGUCAUAUAUUUUCAAACUGAAGACAAGUCUGAUACUGAAAGUGCAACUGUUGUUCACACUGAUAAAUGCUGAUUACUGAAUGAAAACAACCAGCUAACUGAUGAGGUGAUUUCACAAAUAAAAAAAAUACCAAACUGGA
Molecule: messenger RNA, 1948 nt
Organism: Chelmon rostratus (copperband butterflyfish)
Lineage: Eukaryota; Metazoa; Chordata; Actinopteri; Chaetodontiformes; Chaetodontidae
Gene: dhrs12
Product: dehydrogenase/reductase (SDR family) member 12
Exons: 10
Coding region: 75-1031 (318 amino acids)
Source: RefSeq, a predicted model, not a curated record